UCGCCCCACGGGGCGCCGGCUGCGGGCUUGGGCCCCGAGCGCCCGGCCCACUGGAUGCCGGCCAAGCGAGGGACUGCACGUUGAGUCACACUUCCCGCCCGGGACGGCAGGACUCAGCACAUCCCUCAGUGCGUCCUUCCUUCUGUCUUUCCGUCUGUCCAGGGCGCGGUGGCCGGGCCUCGCUGCCCACUGGACGGCGGGAUCCCCCCCACCCCCUCAGCCCCAGGUUCGUGUGUCCGGGAACCAAGGAUGGAGAGCUGGCGGGGCCUCUUCUGUCUCGCGUGCCUGUGUUUGCUGACGGCCGCGCGAGGUCAAGGCGACUUUGAUUUGGCUGACGCCCUCGAUGACCCUGAGCCCACCAAGAAGCCAAGCUCAGGUAUCUACCCAAAGCCGAAGCCCCCGUACCCACCACGGCCUGCGAGUCCCGACCACCACGGGGGAGGUAUCUACCCACCGCUGAAGCCGCCGCCUCGCCCGCAGCCUGGCACUUACGACAACAGCGGAGGUUUCCUGAGUGACAAGGACCUCGAUGACGGCCGGUACCCGCCCCGGCCCAGGCAGCCCGCAGGAGGAGGAGGCGGUGGCGGCUACUACCCACCUCACGACGGCUACGGAGACACACACGGAGGAGGGAGAUACAGACCCCGCUCCCGUGGGAGUAAUUAUGGUGGAGACGGCUCUUCCACAUACGGGAACCCUCAAGGUAACAUGGUAGCGAAAAUCGUGUCUCCUAUCGUGUCCGUGGUGGUGGUCACGCUGGUGGGGGCAGCGGCCAGCUACUUCCGGCAGAACCGGGGGAGGAAUUGUUUCAGGACAAAUGAACCAGAGACCGUCUGAGGUCUUCGAGACCCAUGGGUCGCUUUGGGGACAUCCCUGUGCAGACAAGAACCCCGAUCGUCGCUCCCGUGGCAAGUUCCUUUCAUUCUCGGUGUUACUCGCUGCCCUCAGAGUUUUCUGUCCUGUUUGAAACAGUUGUGCUGCCUAACGAAAAAAAAAAUCCCUGAUUCCUUGGACAUAUUGAUGAAGAGACGUUAGUCCACUGGACCUUGGGUCAUGAAAAGGUUCCUUGCUCUGUUGGUUCCAUCAUGAAUCCGGACAGAGAGGUGCUGACGCUGGUCUGAGCACCCAGACAAUCUCAUGGUGCAACCACAGGCAAGGGUGGGACCCCCUUGUCAUUUUCACAAAGCUUGAUGUCAACAGAAUGGCUGGGGGUCUGCUCCUAAAAGAUUGAGCAUUCUGCUGGGAUUUCCAAUGAGUUCGGGUGAGAAGCUUGGCCAGUGGUAAGUUCUUCAAGUUACGUCAGAACUCCGGGUGCGUUCAGCACGGCCGGUGAGGCGGGAGCCAACGGUUUCCGACACUAACGGCAGAAUCUGAAUGUCUCUUGGUGUUCCCACGUGCUCGCACAGAAAAACUGUUAUUUCCUGCACAAGAUGAGGCUGGGUUUUUCUGGAAUUUUAAGUGCAAAAUCGCUGAUGUGGAAACUGUCUUGGGAAGGCGGGCUUGGGGUACUUUUUCCUGCGAAAUCAUAUAGUUUCAAUGUAUUUAUUUUUUUGGAGGCCGUGGGGAGAGAGCGAUGUGCAGGCGUUGACCCUUUCCUAUAAGUUUUGGUCUUUGCUCCUCUGUGGAUACCGGUUGUCAAGGAGAGGGUGGUUCGUUCCUUGGCACACACUUUCCUUUUUACUCAUUUCCUCAAACAUCUAAAAAGUAUACCAGCUUUUUGCUUCUGUUUAAGUCACACUUUCGGGGAGAGGAUAAAUGCAUGGUUUGGGCAGAUGAGUGUCAUUUGAUUCAACUCAGGUUCAUGCUAAUAAAACUCUUAGACUUUCAGUAUCAGAACCAAAAAGGAAGACGUUCCUUGGGGUCUGGAAGCCUUAAAGAGGAUGCACGGAAACCCCAGGGAUUGCACGCCUUGUGGGCUGCGAGCUAGGUCUCUGGAGAAAAGAGCUGGAAGCAGUAAGUACUUGAAAGAACUCCCCCCAAAUCAGAAAGAACCUAAGAGUAAUCGUCUCAAUGAGACGUCUCGGAACGGCGUGCCUCCCGUCCUGGAUUCACGCAGAUUGGAGGCACUUGAGGAAGGCCGGUGGUUCCCUGCUUCGAAGCGGACCUGCUACCGCGGUUCCCAACCCUUGUCAAGCCUUCUCGUGCGUGAGGCUUCCAAACUCCCCGUUUCCCGUGCGCAAGUUUCAGCGGGUGUGUAAGUUCACUCUUGCUAAAAAGUGUGUGUGUCCGUGUGUGUAUGCACACCGCACACAUGGAGUCACACACACGUACGCCUACACGGGAUUCCAGCAUCUUUAAAGGUAACUCCGUGCAUUGCCUGUAAUGGUCACAGACAACUUUUCGUCAUUUAAAAUACACGUAGGGGAAAAAAAAAUCGGCUUUGGUGGCUGUGUUCUGUUUUCUAUCUCCGGCACGUGAAACUGUGGGACGGGACUGACAGGGUCUUUUAAAAACCACGGUGCUACGUCGCUUGGUGUGCACCCGAGAAAUCUCUUUCUUAGCGCCGUUGUGCGUCCCUUGGGUGAUGUUGCUAAGGUGGUCCAGGCCCGGUUCCAACGGACACAGAGGGUGUUUGAGAGGCAGCAGGGCAUCUGUCACCAGCCAAAGGAAGAAAUGUUCUCCUCUGUGCCGUGCAGAACAGGAUGGGGUAUGAACGUACAAAGAAAAUCUAGUUAGGGGGGCAGGGUGGACGUGAGCCCGAUGACCAGAGGUAAGAGCGGUUAGCGUUCAACCCAGUUGAAAUACGAGUACGUGAAUAAUGACCCCUUCGGAAGCCUCUCUUUAAGGCGUCGCCAGGACCUCCUGGGGGGCAUUCUUCCCAAGCUGCAAAAAGAGAAACCUCAUCAUUAGCUGCAGUCUCCCUUGCUGUUGAAAGAGAGCACUGUGGACGGUGCUUGGCACUUGCCGCCUCCUCCUGGGAGUCUGGAUGUGUCUGGGGGUCAGUGUGUGGAUAUCCUCAUGUUCCUACAGACACUUAAAAAGAACACCCUUAACUCUCCAACACUGCUGGUGGGGAUGCAAAUUGGUGCAGCCACUAUGGAGAAUGGUGUGGCGUUGCCUUAAAAAACUGAAAAUAGAGCUACUGAAUGAUCCAGCAAUCCCACCCCUGGGCAUGUAUCUGGAGAAAGCAGUAAUUCAAAAAGAUACAUGCACCCCAAUGCUCAUAGCAGCACUAUUUACAGUAGCCAAGACAUGGAAACAGCCUAAACGUUCAUCCACAGAUGACUGGAUAAAGAAGCUGUGGUACAUUUAUACAAUGGAAUGCUACGCAGCCAUGAAAAAGAAUAGAAUAAUGCCAUUUGCAGCCACAUGGAUGGACCUAGAGAUCAUCAGUCUAAGUGAAGUAAUCCAGAAAGAGAAAGAAAAAUGCCAUAUGAUAUCACUUAUACGUGGAAUCUAAAAACUGACACAAAUGAAUCUGUAUACAAAACACAAACAGAUUCACAGACACAGAAAAGAAAUGUCUGGUUACCAGAGGGGAAAGGUAGUGGGGAGGAAUAAAUUGGGAGGUUGGGAUUUUCAGAUAUAAUCUACUAUAUACAAAAUAGAUUUUAAAAAGGGACCUACUGUGGAGCACAGGGAACUAUAUUCAAUGCCUUGUAAUAACUUGUAACAGAAAAAAGUCUGAAAAGGAAUACCUAUGUGUAUUCUUUCAGGGUAAUGGUUUAAAACCAGUAGUUCCUUCUGACAAGUACUGUGUGACCUCCCUUACAUGUGGCACCUAAAACAGACAAACUCAUAAAAACACAGAGGAGCUCGGUGGUGGUUACCAGGGGCUGGUGCGGAGCGGGAAACGGGGAGAUAUUGGUCAAAGGGUGCAAACUUCCGGCUGUAGGAUGGACAAGUUCUGAGAGAUCUAAUUACAGCAUGGUGAUGGCCGUUAGCCACGCUGGACUGCAAGUGUGGAACUUGCUAAGACAGGAGGUUUUCCGUAUGCUCCCCGCGGAAACAAAGGGUAGAUUAUGGGACGGGAUGGAGGUGUUGGCUAACAAUCUGAUGGUAACAUGUUGCAGUGUAUAUACGUAUCAGAUCACCACAGUGUACGCCUUAAACUUACACAAUGUUGCAUGUCCAUAAUAUCUCAAUAAAGCUGCGAAAAAUA
Camelus dromedarius (Arabian camel) is the source of this 4102-nucleotide messenger RNA. RefSeq names its product Xg glycoprotein (Xg blood group). The coding region runs from base 250 to 837 and encodes 195 amino acids. Gene Ontology annotation, cellular component: plasma membrane. The record is from RefSeq and is a predicted model, not a curated record. NCBI's taxonomy places the organism in Eukaryota, Metazoa, Chordata, Mammalia, Artiodactyla, Camelidae. The transcript is spliced from 11 exons. Gene Ontology annotation, biological process: homotypic cell-cell adhesion; positive regulation of neutrophil extravasation; T cell extravasation.